AUGGUGGACGUACGCAUCCCGCAAUGGACUGUCGAGAAGUCCUACAACCGUAGCCAGAACAACAGCCCCGCCACCACUCCCGAGCUCGACGACCACAGGAUCCGCCUGGCUCGCUCUGCCACAAUGCCGCUGCCAGCCCUCGAGCCGCCGUCAUCCAUGCUCCAGGACCGCUACCUCUCGUCCGAGGAGGAUCUCUCACCGAAUGCUUCCGACUCGGCAGACCAGUCCGACGAGGAUGACGAGGAUGACGACGAGGAGGUUGCCAUCAUCGAGGCCGCCGCAAUUGUUCCCCAAAAGGUUGCCAAAGCCGUUUCCUACGUCUCCGCCGGCCGUGCCAAAGUCGUCGACAUGAACGAUGCCCAGCCUGCCCGGGAACGCACCUUCAGCGUGCCCGCCGUCGCAAACGCAGUUCCCAUUCUCAAGUCCCCGAUGCCCCGGAUGUCCAGGAUGUCUUUUGCAAACUACAAGGCCCCAGCCACCGAAGCCCAGCCCGCCCUCCCCAAACGCUCGCCUUCCAUUCCGUCUGAGUGCAGCUCGCCUGCCAUUCCGGCCAGGUCAGAGAGGCGCAAGUCCUCGAUGCCUGCAAGAAUAUCCAGGUCGCCGCUUUCCUUCGAUCCUGCCUCAGCGCCACCGGUGCCGGACUCUGGAUCGCUCCGCUCAUGCGCCAAGGUCGCCAGGCAUUACAGCAUGGCAGCGGCGCCCUCGAGCAGCCUUUAUGAUGCCGAUCGCCUGAAGCUCUUGAGAUCGACGACUGAUCUGAGAGCCACGCUCUCUCCCAGCCCUCCGCUUCCGAUCAGGUCUCAGUCGACUGAGCCUGAACCUAUUUCACCCAUGCUUCAAAAGCCGACGCUCUCCAUCGACCCGGAUCUGCGUCGCCCGUCGUCGGCUCGCUCAUCUUACUCACAGUCGCCGCAUUCCAAGCGCGCCUCCGCAAUUCACAUCCGCCAGCGAUCCGGCUCAGUCCAGCUUCCUCCCUUCGCUCCCAGUGCUUCGCCUCUCACUCCUCUCACACCCCAGACUCCCGACUUCCUCAAUACCGAUCCCUUUGCGAAGAAGGAAGAGGACAAGGCUGAGGAAACGAGCAAGCCGGCGCACAGGCGUCUGCGUAGCAUUAGCCGCACCCUCAGCCUGGCCAAGAUUGCGUUGAACCCGCAAGGCAAGCGCGGGUCGACGUGGGGCAAGAGCAAGGCCAAGACUGAUAAGGUUCACCGUGACUCGAUGGACCUCGUGUCGCCCAUCUCCCCCUUGUCACAGCCAAAGGAUAGCUUCCUUGCCGUAUCUUCGCCGCUUGCACCGAACAUGCCGCCCACCCCUGUGACCCCCAGUACGCAAAUCCCACCGACGCCGAACACGGCUGUGUUCAGCCCACGGACCUCGUCUCGCAUGAGCAACAACACCAUGGACGACGAGUUCGAGCGUCCGCCGAGGACAUCCAGCCUGGGCACCCAGCGCCCUCGGCUCGUUCCCCGUCCCGCGGACGAGAGGGAACCUGCCGUCAGGCUCCCGCCCUUCCCCGACGCGGACGAUGAAAUGCGUAUCCCGGGUCGCAGGAGGCUGACCAAGAGGAAGAGCAUGCUCGGCCUCGCAUAA
Lasiodiplodia theobromae is the source of this 1590-nucleotide messenger RNA. RefSeq names its product Transmembrane protease serine 9. The transcript has a single exon. NCBI's taxonomy places the organism in Eukaryota, Fungi, Ascomycota, Dothideomycetes, Botryosphaeriales, Botryosphaeriaceae. The record is from RefSeq and is a predicted model, not a curated record. The coding region runs from base 1 to 1590 and encodes 529 amino acids.